AUGCGAUCAUUCGCCCCUUUGGCCGCCGUCGGCCUUGCCCUCGCGACCCUCUCAUCUGCCAGUGAUGUUCACGACCUGCACGCGGAUGACUUCAAGGAUUUCAUCAAAGAGAAUGACCUAGUUCUUGCAGAGUUCUUUGCGCCCUGGUGCGGGCACUGCAAAGCUUUGGCACCUGAGUACGAAGAGGCCGCGACCACGCUGAAAGAGAAGAACAUUCCUUUGGCGAAGGUUGACUGCACGGCCGAGGGUGAUCUGUGCAAGGAGUAUGGUGUCGAAGGCUACCCUACCGUCAAGAUCUUCCGUGGCCUCGACAACAUCAAGCCAUACCCUGGUGCACGCAAAGCCCCUGCGAUCGUCUCAUACAUGACCAAGCAGCAACUACCUGCGGUAUCCCUACUCACUUCCGACACCCUGGAUGAGUUCAAGACGACCGACAAAGUUGUGGUGGUGGCCUACAUCUCCGCCGAUGACAAAUCCUCCAACCAGACCUACACAGCCCUUGCAGAGUCACUAAGAGAUGAAUACAUCUUCGGUGCCUCCAACGAUGCCGCUCUUGCAAAAGCCGAAGGUGUCAAGCAACCUGCCAUUGUUCUCUACAAGGAUUUUGAUGAAGGCAAGAACACUUUCACAGACACUUUCACGGACGAUGCCAUCACGACUUUCAUCAAAACUGCCUCAACUCCUCUGGUCGGCGAGGUUGGCCCAGAGACAUAUGCUGGCUACAUGGGUGCUGGCAUCCCUCUCGCCUACAUUUUCGCUGAGACACCCGAAGAGCGCGCCUCUCUUGCCGAAACUCUCAAGCCCGUCGCAGAGAAAUACAAGGGCAAGAUCAACUUUGCGACGAUCGAUGCCAAGGCCUUUGGUGCACACGCCGGAAACCUGAAUCUCCCGACCGAUAAAUUCCCCUCGUUCGCCAUCCAAGAGACGAUCAAGAAUGAGAAAUACCCGUUCGAGGGCACUGACCUCACAGAGAAGAAGAUUGGCGCCUUCGUCAAGGACUUUGUCGCGGGCAAGAUUGCUCCAAGCAUCAAGUCUGAGCCAAUCCCAGAAAAGCAGGAUGGCCCUGUCACCGUGGUUGUUGCAAACUCGUACAAGGACAUCGUCUUGGAUGACUCGAAGGAUGUUCUCAUCGAGUUCUACGCUCCUUGGUGCGGACACUGCAAGGCUCUUGCUCCUACCUACGAGAAGCUUGCCGAGCUCUACACCUCAAGCGACUUCUCCAAGAAGGUCACUGUCGCCAAGGUCGAUGCGACGUUGAACGAUGUCCCGGACGAGAUCUCUGGCUUCCCGACCAUCAAGCUCUACCCCGCCGGUGCCAAAGACUCGCCCGUGGAAUACUCUGGCCCUAGGACGCUCGAAGACCUUGCCGCAUUCAUCAAGGACAAUGGCAAACACGGCGUUGAUGGCCUGGCUGGCAAAGACGGCGAGGAGAUGGAAGACGUGACCUCGGCUGCCAGCGACACCUUGGCCAAGGCUGCCCCAGCAGCUACCACGGCCGCUGAGUCGGCUUCUUCUGGUGUUGCUGAUGCUGUCAAGUCCGUGGUCAGCGGGGCUGCAGAUGCCGCCCAGACCAUGCUGGCCGACACUGACGAGGGUGGGGUGCAGGAGCACGACGAGUUGUGA
This is a messenger RNA of Cladophialophora yegresii CBS 114405, 1623 nucleotides long. RefSeq names its product protein disulfide-isomerase A1. Gene Ontology annotation, biological process: protein folding; response to endoplasmic reticulum stress. NCBI's taxonomy places the organism in Eukaryota, Fungi, Ascomycota, Eurotiomycetes, Chaetothyriales, Herpotrichiellaceae. The record is from RefSeq and is a predicted model, not a curated record. The transcript is spliced from 3 exons. Bases 1 to 1623 code for a protein of 540 amino acids. Gene Ontology annotation, molecular function: protein disulfide isomerase activity. Gene Ontology annotation, cellular component: endoplasmic reticulum.